Plectropomus leopardus (leopard coralgrouper) is the source of this 1293-nucleotide messenger RNA. NCBI's taxonomy places the organism in Eukaryota, Metazoa, Chordata, Actinopteri, Perciformes, Serranidae. The record is from RefSeq and is a predicted model, not a curated record.
AUGAAAGAGUUAAAUAAACUUGCCUUGACAUCCAGGAAGCAGCCCGGCCAUCAGAGAGCGCAGACACGGUCCUCCAUGACCACGGAGUACCAGGAGAGGUUCCUUCCUCCACGCUGCCAUGUGCCUGUGGUCACAAGUUCAACACGUAAAGACCCUCACCAUGCACUGAAAGGCACAAGUGCCAAUAUGACCACUCUAAGAUCAUCCCAUGUGACCCACAAAUGGAUAAAACAUCCACCAAAGGCCCCACAGCCAUCUUUGCCACCCAGUGGCCAACAGAGAUGCAGCAGCACGCCACAAAAUCCUUAUCGCUCUGCAGUGAACCAGAUGGCAUCCAAGGUGGACUACACAUCAGUGUACAAAAAUGAUUUCCGAGCAUGGAAAGCAAACAAGCUUCAGCCAUUUAAGCUGUCCGACAGCUUGAAAGUCAACCAAGGAUUACAUGUUACAGACUGCGCUUCCAAAGAAAGUGGCUUGCAGAAAAAAUCUGUUCAAGUCGAAACCAAUUCCACACCAGUCCCACAGACACAAAUUCUACAUCCUUUUGAAAGCGUCACCAGCUACAGAUUGGAUUAUGUCAGCUAUCCAGCGCAGCCUAGGAGACGCACAGAGAAGCCCGUCUACCAAACCAAAGGUCUACUUUCAGAGCCCGCCGUGUCCGUGAGGCCAAAGGAUGUUUGGGACAAAAACCAAGAACAUUUUGACCCAGCCAAUGAACGUUUUCAGCAAAUCAAGACCUGGUCCCUUGAAACUAAGUUCCACAGCCAAGGCAAAGCCAAAGAAGCCAGUCCAUCUGCAGAUCAGGACUACCUCUCCACAACUCAUGCGGACUACACGGCACACAAGUGCGAGCGCACCAAACCAAUCUUGCCAUCUGUGAAACCCAGAGGGAAAAACAAGGAGCCCUUUCAAGCGACGACCACCAUGAUGGAGGAUUACAAAGUUUGGAACACACCGCGACGUCUCCCCAUUGUCUGUAAACAACAGUUGGACUGGCCCAAGAAAACCAUCUUUUCAGCUAAGCCUGCCGAGAGCUGCACAACCAACCCAAAGCCUUUAAGCCUGCAGUCUGCAGUCUGUGAUUCCAGUUGUAACACCACCAAGACACCUCAACGUCCUGUGGAGCACGAAGCGUUUUCUGGCUUGGAAUGCAUCUCCAAUGGGACAGAAGAAUCCAGGAUGUACUGGACCACCUCUGUGGACAGAGGGGUGACUUGGGCUGACGUCGGCAUUUGUGAGGAGCCCCCUCAGGGCCACCAAAUCAUCAGCUGCAUGGUUUCUAGCAGAAGCUAA